GUGCAAAUUUUCCUUUCUGCGAAGACAUUCCGAUCUACUAAGCUGAAGCGCAGUCCCAGAGACAUCCGCUGGACAGUACUUUACCGUAUCAAGCACAAGAAGGGAUCGUAUGGUCAAGAAAAUGUCCAAAGGAAGAAGGUGAAGAAGACCACUCAUACCCUGAACCGUGCCGUCGCUGGAAUGUCUCUGGAAGCUAUCUUAGCUAAACGCAACCAGACAUCUGAUUUCCGACGUCAACAACGUGAACAGGCAGCCAAGGCCGCAAAAGAGGCGAACAAAGCAGCUCGAGCAGCCAAGGCUGCCAUGAACAAGGAAAAGAAGCCCGCUGCACAAAAAAUGAAACCACCGAAGCCAGUGAAGACUGCUGCGCCUCGAGUCGGAGGAAAACGUUAA
This is a messenger RNA of Ostertagia ostertagi, 393 nucleotides long. NCBI's taxonomy places the organism in Eukaryota, Metazoa, Nematoda, Chromadorea, Rhabditida, Trichostrongylidae. The record is from the annotation of a GenBank genome assembly.